Messenger RNA from Hirsutella rhossiliensis, 1392 nucleotides. Its product is annotated as hydroxymethylglutaryl-CoA synthase. The record is from RefSeq and is a predicted model, not a curated record. The coding region runs from base 1 to 1392 and encodes 463 amino acids. Gene Ontology annotation, biological process: acetyl-CoA metabolic process; ergosterol biosynthetic process. The transcript is spliced from 4 exons. NCBI's taxonomy places the organism in Eukaryota, Fungi, Ascomycota, Sordariomycetes, Hypocreales, Ophiocordycipitaceae. Gene Ontology annotation, molecular function: hydroxymethylglutaryl-CoA synthase activity.
AUGGCGUAUCCUCAAAAUGUUGGCAUCAAGGCCAUGGAAAUUUAUGUCCCCGGACAGUGUCUUGAUCAAACGCUCUUUGAGCAACACCAGGGCGUGUCGGCUGGCAAAUACACCAUCGGUCUAGGCCUCAAAUCCAUGAACUUUUGCACCGACAGGGAAGAUGUCUGUUCUCUAGCGCUGACGGCCGUGGCCUCACUCCUCCGCAAGUACGAAAUCGACCCCAAGUCGAUCGGCCGGCUGGAAGUUGGGACCGAGUCCAUGAUCGACAAGGCCAAGUCCGUCAAGACGGUCCUGACGCAGCUGUUCGAACCGAGCGGCAACACGAGCCUCGAAGGGGCCGACACCGUCAACGCAUGCUACGGCGGCACCAAUGCCUUGUUCAACGCCGUCAACUGGGUAGAGUCUCGAUCCUGGGACGGCCGAGACGCCAUCGUCGUGGCCUCGGACAUUGCGAUAUACAAUCAGCCUUCUUCGCGCCCUACAGGCGGAGCCGGCUGCGUUGCCCUCCUCGUCGGGCCGGAUGCUCCUCUCGCUGUAGAUGUGUCUCUUCGGGGGACCUUCAUGACGCACGCCUUUGACUUUUACAAGCCGGACCUCAAGGCCGAGUACCCAUUGGUCAACGGACAAGAGUCCAUCAGAUGCUACCUCUCUGCCAUCGACGCGUGCUACAACGCCCUGAAGCAGCGGAGGGAGAAACAAAAAAGUCUUGCCAACGGCCAUGGCCCGAAGGAUGACACCAAAAAAGGCAUCCUCGAUCUCUUUGACUACAUGGCUUUCCACACGCCAAACUGCAAGUUGGUGAGCAAGUCCUACGGCCGGCUGCUCUACAACGACGCGCUGCAGUCACAGGACGACGUCAUCUGGAGCACCGUACCAGCCAAGCUGCGUGACUUGAGCUACGACGAGUCACUGCGAUGCAAAGAUCUGGAAAAGGCCUUUGUGGCGUUGAGCAAAGAACGCUACGUCUCGCGCGUCAAGCCUUGCAUUGCCGCACCCAGCCUAUGCGGCAACAUGUACACGGCGAGCCUAUACUGCUCUCUCAUCAGUUUGAUAAGCAAUAUCGAUGUCGAGGCCGCCCGUGGAAAGACGAUUGGCCUGUUUAGCUAUGGAAGUGGCAUUGCCAGCACCUUGUUCGCUGUCAAGGUCACCGGCGACCUUAAGGACAUGGUGGACAAUAUUGACCUCAUGGGCCGCCUGGAUCGUCGCCAUAUCGCCACGCCAGAGGAGUACGAAGCGGCAUGCGCUCUGAGGGAGAAGGCAUAUGGCGCCAAGGACUACACCCCUACUGGCAGCCUGUCUACCAUGACGGCUGGCACAUAUUACUUAGAAAGCAUCGAUAAAUCGUUUCGGAGGACCUACGCCAUCAAGGAACCACAUGACGGUCCGAUUUGA